AUGGCUCUCGCUGCUGCCAAGCGAGCUAUGUUCGCUGUUUUCUCGUCCAAGGGCAACGGUCCCAAGACACGAACCGCCCUUAACCCCCUGCGUGACUUAAUCCAAGAGUGCCCUGACGAAGGUAUCGUUAACAUCAUCACCAGUGGGACCUCCUACAUGGCGGUAUUGUAUAACAGUACCAGUCCUGCUGUGGCCAUUCCAGACUCAGUGGCCUCUCAGGAUGAGGAGGCUCCCGCAUCUUCUACACAAAAGCACAUCCUGAACCACGAUGAUGGAUAUUCGGAACAUUGA
Messenger RNA from Fusarium mangiferae, 291 nucleotides. RefSeq lists its product as uncharacterized. The record is from RefSeq and is a predicted model, not a curated record. Lineage: Eukaryota; Fungi; Ascomycota; Sordariomycetes; Hypocreales; Nectriaceae. The coding region runs from base 1 to 291 and encodes 96 amino acids. The transcript has a single exon.